AUGGAUUCUAUAGAAAUUUGUCGUGUUUGUGUGGAAGAAGUGAACGAAUAUUGGUUUCUGUUUGAAAGUUGUGUUAUGAAACCAUUGGGUACUACAACACCAGCACAAAUCAUCACAGAGUUUACCAGCAUUGAAAUCGUUCGCGGCGAUGGAUUGCCAGAAUUCGUGUGCAUCAGUUGUAUUGAAGCACUGGCAGCGGCUUACCAAAUACGAGAAAAAUGCAUUUCCUCUGAUCGGAAGCUGCGGAAGCUGCUGCUACUGAAUAAAAGUACGAUUGCUCAACGAGCAAUCAAGCAAUCGAACCAGGCUAUCCAAUCGAUGAACGGUGCCACGUCAAGUAAUGUUGAGAUAACACCACAAACGGCAUUAUCGAUGGAUGAACAAAAUGCUUAUGAAACGGCAGAUGAAAAGGAUUUGCCCGGCAAUGAGCAAACCGGGCAAGAUCAAGCAGAUACAUUCGAGAUUGAGGUGGAAACGGUAUCAUACAGCGAAGAAUAUCUUACCAAUAUACAGCAACAGCAAUACGAAGCUGAUGAUAACAAUGAUGAACAUAAAGAUCGUCCAUUCACAGUUCACAGUGAAGAAGAUAUCGCUAUUGAUAAUCAAACUAUCGACAUGGAGGUUCAAAUAUUAAAAACCGUAGCCUCAGAACAGUCCGUCAAAGUUGAGCAUACGGAAAAUUCUCCGAACGACACCCAAUCCGAAAAUAAAGGCGAUGGAAAGAAAAAAAUCGUCUGUGACCUUUGCGGCAAAUAUUUUUCGAACAAGGGAAACUUGAAAGCGCACAUACUGCUGCACAACAACUACAAGCCAUUUAGGUGCGACCUGUGUGGAGAGGAAUUUUCACGCAAGCAUAACUACAACGUGCACAAGCUGCGACAUUCGGGCAAACGCAUCCACCAGUGCCCGGAGUGUGAUAAAUCAUUCGUUAGCACUGUAAAUUUAAAACACCAUAUGAUUCAGCAUUCGAAUGUGAAGCCCUUCAAGUGUAAUCGAUGUCCAAUGGAAUAUUCUUACCGUACGGAUCUAGUACGGCACAAAAUAUCGCACACUGGCAUCUAUCCAUUUGCUUGCGAAUUUUGUCAUCAUAAGUUUAGUCGAAACUGCAGUCUCAAGAAACAUCUUCCAAAAUGCAAGGUACAGAUAAAGAAACGCGUUUUCAAAGAUAAGUUAGAUAAAUAA
Anopheles marshallii is the source of this 1182-nucleotide messenger RNA. Its product is annotated as zinc finger and BTB domain-containing protein 49-like. The transcript has a single exon. NCBI's taxonomy places the organism in Eukaryota, Metazoa, Arthropoda, Insecta, Diptera, Culicidae. Gene Ontology annotation, molecular function: zinc ion binding. The record is from RefSeq and is a predicted model, not a curated record. Gene Ontology annotation, cellular component: nucleus. Bases 1 to 1182 code for a protein of 393 amino acids.